UGGCAUCAAAGCAUCUGUGGAGAGAAAAGAAGUUAACUAGGUGUUUGGAAAGAGAGAAAAUGGCAGGAAUUGUGGUGGUUUUCGACUUCGACAAGACGAUCAUCGACGUCGACAGUGAUAAUUGGGUGGUGGAUGAGUUGGGUGCCACUGAUUUGUUCAAUCAACUCCUCCCCACCAUGCCCUGGAACUCCCUCAUGGAUAGAAUGAUGGAGGAGCUUCAUUCACAGGGGAAGACCAUUGAUGACAUUGCUGAGGUUCUCAAGAGGGUUCCAAUACAUCCAAGGGCGGUUCCAGCCAUUAAAUCAGCCCAUGCUUUAGGGUGUGAUUUGAAGAUAGUAAGUGAUGCGAAUCUCUUCUUUAUCGAGACGAUUCUGAAGCAUCUCGGCCUAGAGGACUGCUUUUCGGAGAUCAACACAAACCCCAGUUUUGUAGAUGAAGAAGGGAGGCUCAGGAUCUUCCCUCACCAUGAUUUCACCUCAUCUUCCCAUGGCUGCAAUCUCUGCCCUCCAAACAUGUGCAAGAGCAUGGUGAUAAAGAGGAUUCAGGCUUCUAUAUCCACAGAAAAAUUGAUCUACCUUGGAGACGGCAGUGGCGAUUUCUGCCCGAGUUCGAAACUGGGAGCAGGAGACUAUGUGAUGCCAAGGAAGAACUUCCCACUGUGGGACUUGAUCUGCAGAAAUCCCAACCUCAUAAAGGCAGAGAUUCAUGAAUGGAGUGAUGGGGAAGAGCUGGAGCUUGUUCUGUUGCACCUAAUCAAGAAAAUUUCAGAAGAAAACAAUCCUAAUAACAACUCAGCUGCUUCCCAGUUGAUACCUGUUGACUGCAAGUUUGAGACAAUGGCUGCCCAAGUCCUGCCUCAAGCUCUCCCAGUUCCUCAUUAGUUCUUCUAAGAAUCCUCCAAUGUUGGCCAACCCCAAAGCUAUCAUAGUUGCAACACUUGCUUCCCUUAGGUUUUUUUUUUCUUGGGGUUAACUGUUUUUUUUUUCCUUUAACAUAUGUUUAUUCUCUGGUGCUGUGUUUCUGAGAUUGAAAAAAAUACAGUACUAGUUUUCUUCAACUAAUAUAAAUGCCUUUACAUCAUCCAUCUCA
Molecule: messenger RNA, 1089 nt
Organism: Vitis riparia (riverbank grape)
Lineage: Eukaryota; Viridiplantae; Streptophyta; Magnoliopsida; Vitales; Vitaceae
Product: inorganic pyrophosphatase 2-like
Exons: 4
Coding region: 60-881 (273 amino acids)
Molecular function (GO): phosphatase activity
Source: RefSeq, a predicted model, not a curated record